This is a messenger RNA of Fragaria vesca subsp. vesca, 522 nucleotides long. RefSeq lists its product as uncharacterized. The coding region runs from base 1 to 522 and encodes 173 amino acids. Lineage: Eukaryota; Viridiplantae; Streptophyta; Magnoliopsida; Rosales; Rosaceae. The transcript has a single exon. The record is from RefSeq and is a predicted model, not a curated record.
AUGAUAGAGGAUUACUUUGUCGAGCGUCCAGUGUAUAGCAACAUAAUUUUUCGUCAGCGCUAUCGAAUGCAAAAACCAGUAUUCAAUCACAUCAUGGUGGACCUUUACAAUUUCGACGAUUUUUUGAUGCAAAAACCAGAUGCCACCGGAAAGCUGGGAUUGCUCUUGGAAUACAAAAUGACAAGUGCGUUACAAAUGCUUGCAUAUGGUACAAGGGCUGAUCAUUGUGAUGAAGUCACCAGGAUGGGAGCAUCAACUAGUUUGAAAUGCCAUAAGAAAUUUUGUGCACAAGUAGAGUAUUUGUACGGGGGUUGGUAUCUUCGAGCUCCUAAUGCCGUAGAUCUGCAAAGGCCUCUACACAAAGGACAACAACGUGGUUUUCCUGGCAUGAUUGGGAGCAUCAGUUGCAUGCACUGGAAGUGGAAAAACUGUCUAAAGGGGUGGUUCGGAGCUUUCUCAAGCCGUAAAAGGUACCAUACUGUUAUUCUUGAAGUUGUGGCAUCCUACGACACACAUGUAUGA